AUGUUAGCUAAGUUCUGGGAGUUGGAAACUUGUACCAUUAAGAGCACGCAUUCUGUGGAAGAAACGGCGUGUGAAGAGCUGUUUGAACAUACAACGGUACGUGAUGAAGAAGGAACAUUCGUUGUGACACUGCCGAAAAAGAACUAUGUUAUAAGUCAGUUGGGGGACUCGAAGGCAAUUGCACUCAAAAGAUUCUACGGGUUAGAAAGACGUUUUGCAACGAACGAGGAGCUGAAAACCUUAUAUAGCGAAUUCAUUCGAGAAUAUAUAUCGAUGGGUCACAUGCGUGAGAUUCACGAGGACACUAGCGAGACUAAGUCAUAUUACAUGCCUCAUCAUGCCGUUUUGAAACCCGACAGCACCACGACAAAACUGCGGGUUGUAUUCGACGCUUCUAGUCGUACGUCUACUGGAGUCUCUUUGAAUGAAGGUCUAAUGGUGGGACCCGUCGUUCAGGACGACUUACUAUCAAUCAUUCUACGAUUUCGCUUUCGACAAUUCGUAUUAGUAGCGGAUGUGGCCAAGAUGUACCGUAUGGUAAAGGUGGUUGAUACCGAUCAGCCGCUUCAGCGCAUUCUGUGGAGGGAAACUCCUACUGAACCCAUUAAAUCGUUCCAAUUGACCACUGUCACCUAUGGGACAGCGUCAGCGCCGUACCUGGCAACCAAAUGUCUUCAGAAGUUAGCGUGCGAAGGAGAGUCUACACACGCAGCUGCAGCAAGGGUAAUCAAGAAAGACUUUUACGUCGAUGAUAUGCUGACCGGCACAGAUAGUUUGGAAGAAGGAAAAAUGCUUGCGGCAGAGGUCAUCGAGCUCAUGAGUUCGGCAGGAUUUAUGCUGCGAAAGUGGAACUCGAAUAGCGCAGAACUUUUAUCGACCGUUCCUCAGGAGCUUAGGGAUACUCGAGCUUCCCUAGAGCUCGAUUCGUCAUCGUCUUCAGUUAAAACAUUGGGGCUGAUUUGGGAGCCAGCCUCUGACAGCUUUCGAUUCACUGUACCGUCUUGGAAUACUGGAGGAACAAUCACCAAGCGAGUAGUACUUUCGGACACAGCUCGGCUUUUUGACCCCCUUGGGUUAAUUGGUCCCGUGGUAGUCCUAGCGAAAAUUUUCGUGCAGGACUUGUGGAAGCAGAAGAACGAUUGGGAUGAAGUUCUGCCAGACAAAUUCCAAUCCUUCUGGACCGAAUAUCGUAGAAACAUUUCGGCAUUAGAGUCGCUGUCCGUUCCAAGAUGGACGAAUUUCAGCAACAACUUGAAAGCCGUAGAGCUUCACGGCUUCUGCGACGCUUCGGAAGCAGCAUAUGGUGCAUGCUUAUAUCUGCGGUGUGAAUUGGAUGACGGCUCAGUCACAGUCCGCCUGAUAACAUCCAAAUCUCGCGUCGCCCCAUUAGAAGAUCUCUCUCGCAAGAAGAAGAAGUUGUCUAUACCUCGUUUAGAACUCUCGUCCGCAUUGUUACUUAGUCAUCUGUAUGACAAGCUCUGCAGUAGCAUAGAACUCUCCGCCAAGGCAUAUUUUUGGACCGACUCUACAAUAGUCAAGUGUUGGUUAUCCUCUCUGCCAUCCCGAUGGCAAGCAUUUGUGGCACAUCGUGUGUCGGAGAUUCAGCAUCUCACCAAAAAUGGAGUAUGGAGUCAUGUAGCCGGCGUUGAAAACCCGGCAGACAUCAUUUCGCGGGGAAUGACACCCGUACAGUUACAAUAUCAAAGUUUAUGGUUCAACGGUCCGUUAUGGCUGCGUCAAGACCGUUCGACAUGGCCAAAUCCAUCGGAAGAACAACCAGUUCUCAACAAAUCUGUGUUAGAAGAAAGAGCAUCGACAUCGCUUCCUGUUCGAGGUAUGGCAAUCAGCGAAAUCUUCGCUUUACGUUCCUCGCUUCCGGACCUCGUUCGACUAGUUGGGUGGAUUCGGCGUUUUAGAUACAAUUCCACAAAUCGCGCAAACAGACGCAUUGGUAAUCUGUCCUGCGCUGAGUAUAAUGAAGCGGAAGUUGCUUUAGUACGUUUAGCUCAACGCGAAAGCUUUCAAGAAGAAAUUUCGGCCCUUUCGAAGGGACAAACGCUAAAACCAUCGUCCAUUAUUUUAUCGACUAAUCCUCGCCUGAGGGAUGGUGUACUUCGUGUUGGCGGCCGGCUAACGCACGCACCAGUUCCAGAAACUCGUAAACAUCCCAUAAUUCUGCACCACCAACAUCCAUUUACAAGGCUGGUGCUAGAAUACUAUCAUCGUAAACAUUUCUAUGCCGGACAGCAACUAUUGAUUGCUUCAGUUCGCGAAAAGUAUUGGCCAACCCGUAUUCGCAGUCUAGCCCGUUCGGUAAUUCAUCGUUGCAUUUCCUGUUUUCGAAGUAAGCCGAAAAUUCAUGAACAAUUAAUGGCUGAUUUACCUUCGGUUCGGGUUACACCUGGAGCAAUAUUCUAUUCAGUGGGACUUGAUUUUUGUGGACCGUUUCAAAUCAAAUACCCAGGACGUCGGAGUAACCCGAUAAAGACCUUCGUAUGCAUAUUUGUCUGCCUAGUAACCAAGGCAGUUCACAUGGAAGUUGUGGCUGAUCUUUCGACACAAGCGUUUUUGGCAGCAUUAAAACGAUUCGUUGCAAUUCGUGGGAAACCACAGACAAUUAUGUGCGACAAUGCUACCAACUUCGUUGGAGCAAAUAGAGAACUCGAACAACUACGACUACAAUUGUGCGACCAGCUGUGCCAGUAUGUUGUAUGCAAGUAUGCCGAAGAGUAA
Sabethes cyaneus is the source of this 2733-nucleotide messenger RNA. RefSeq lists its product as uncharacterized. NCBI's taxonomy places the organism in Eukaryota, Metazoa, Arthropoda, Insecta, Diptera, Culicidae. The transcript has a single exon. The record is from RefSeq and is a predicted model, not a curated record. Gene Ontology annotation, molecular function: nucleic acid binding. Bases 1 to 2733 code for a protein of 910 amino acids.